UCUGGUGUUUUAGCUCCACAAAUAGGGAAUAUGACAUCGCUAUAGCUUGAGACAAAUUUCAGUUAAAAUAUACAGUAUAUAUGUAUAUUUGUCACUUUAGUCCACGGUUGGAAAAAAAUUGCAAAUCAUUGUGUUUAGUUUUUUGCUUUAACGGGUCAACCAUUAUAACAGGGUUUACUUGUAGCCCUGAUACGUGCUGACACAUUUAUACAUUUAGUUACCAACUAUGGUCAGAUGGUUAAACAUUUAUUCUGACCAUGACUUAAGACCAAGGCAGUCUACCCGAGUUUGUUUCGCACAUCAUUUGCUGUGUGAAAAUGGUGGAAUUUGGAGAGAUUCUCACAACUAUCGGAGAAUUUGGUCUCUUCCAGAAACUUCUUACCUUCGGGUUAGCCUUCCCGAAUUUCUUACUGCCUGUUUUCUUUUGUAGUUUUCUUUUUAUUGAGUCUGAUCCAGAGCGACACUGUAAAACAGACUGGAUCCUGAAAGCCGAUCCUAACCUGACUGCAGGUGAGCAGCUGAACCUGACUCUGCCCCGGGAGGAGGAUGGGACCUUCAGCAAGUGUCGGAUGUUUGUCCCUGUGGACUGGGACAUUGGUGCCAUCAGGAAGUACGGACUCAAUGAGACCACAGGGUGCCAGAGUGGAUGGGUGUACAACAACACACUGUAUGAAGCCACCAUAGUCACUGAUUUUGACUUGGUCUGCGACAAGUCUAACAUGGUUGAAGUUGUGGAGACAGUCUUCCUGAGUGGUUUGCUUGCUGGUUCAUUCAUCUUUGGACCUAUAGCUGAAUCGUACGGCCGCAGGAAAAACACCCAGUUACCAAGUGUCCUUAUGCUGAUAUUUGUCGUGGUUGCUGGUGUUGCUCCAAACGUCUAUAUUCACAUCCUGUCACAGUUCAUAGUUGGAGUUGGAAUCGGAGGAUAUAGAAUUAACUCCAUUGUAUUAGCUACCGAGUGGACAGGGGUCACCCAAAGGUCCUUGGUCUCCUGUUUAAGCCAGUUGUUUGGAGCGCUUGGACAAUCUGCCAUGGCUGGUCUGGUCUAUGCUAUUCAUGAUUGGAAAACAGCACAAUAUGUCAUGGGAGGAGUGCAGGCCUUUAUAUUCUUGUACAUAUGGUGGAUUCCUGAAUCUGCAAGGUGGCUGCUUGGACAGGGAAGAACCGAAGAAGCAAAUAAGUAUAUACGCAAAGUUGCAGCAAUUAAUAAAAAGAAAAUCCCAGAGAAUCUGCUGGAGGAGGUGACUGGGGAUCGAAAAGUCCAAAGUGGGGGAAUAAAAGUCAUUUUUACCUCAAGAGUCCUGAUGAAACAUUUCAUCAUCAUUUCUUUUGCCUGGUUUGCAUUAUAUCUAGGUUACUUCUGCCUUACUCUCAAUGUGGGUAAGUUUGGUCUGAACAUCUUCCUGGUCCAGCUCCUGUUUGGGCUCUCUGAGAUACCAGCACAUCUCCUGUGUAUCUGGGUCCUGGAGUUCAUAGGGAGAAAGAAAUCCCUAAUUUCAACCCUCCUGAUAGGCAGUCUUGUUUGCCUUUUAACCCUGGCUUUCCCACAAGACAGUGCUGUUGUUAUCACAGCCCUCGUAACCACUGGAAGGUUCUUUCUGAACUGGGCUGGGUCAGUAUGCAUGGUCUACAUUCAGGAGUUGUUUCCAACCUCUGUCAGGCAAACGGCCGUUGGUUUGGGCUCCAUAGCCUUUAGAGUAGCAAUCCUGCUGUCUCCAUUGCUCAACAUGUUGGCCACAUACCACUGGUCCAUACCCAUUAUAGUCUUCAGCAGUUUUGUGGUGGUCAGUGGAGCUCUUGUCUUCCUCCUUCCUGAGACCAGCAAAAAAGAGCUUCCGGAUUCAACUAAUGAGGUUGCAGGCAACUGCUGCCUGAACAUGGCUGAUUUUGGGGAAAUCCUCUGUAAUAUCGGAGAGUUUGGAUUAUUUCAGAAGAUCACUCUUUUUACUCUUUGCUGCCCAAAUAUUAUUCUGCCUUUUCACUUUGCUAGUGUGCUUUUCACCCAGUCUGAUCCAGAGCGACACUGUAACACAGACUGGAUCCUGCAAGCUGAUCCUAAUCUGACUGCAGAUGAGCAGCUGAACCUCACUCUGCCCCAGGAGGAGGAUGGGACCUUCAGCAAGUGUCGGAUGUUUGUCCCCGUGGACUGGAACAUUGGUGCCAUCAGGGAGUACGGACUCAAUGAGACCACAGGGUGCCAGAAUGGAUGGGUGUACUACAGCACACUGUAUGAAGCCACCAUAGUCACUGAUUUUGAUCUGGUCUGUGACCAGGCGAAUUUGUUGGAAGUGGCACAAACAGUGUUUAUGGCUGGCAUUCUUAUUGGUUGUCUCUUAUUUGGACCUUUUGCUGAAUCGUUUGGUCGCAAACGAGCAGCUCAGAUUCCAGUCUUUGUGCUGCUCAUCUUUACUGUAACAACCGGAUUAUGUCCCAACUUCUAUUUAUAUUUGGCAUCCCAGUUCAUGGUGGGAAUUGGCUAUGGAGGUUAUCGACUUAAUGCUAUCAUAUUAGCCACUGAAUGGAUUGGGGUCUCCAGAAGAUCAUGGGGAACAUGUGUGACUCAGUUAUUCGGUGCAGUUGGACAGAUUUCCCUCGCUGGUAUGAUCUACUUCAUCAGAGACUGGAGACUGGCUCAACUAGUCACAGCAGCUCCACAUGCAGUGAUUGCUAUUUACAUAUGGUUUAUUCCAGAGUCAGCCAGAUGGUUGUUGAACAGAGGAAGGACAGAAGAGGCUAAACAGCUGAUAACCAAAGUGGCAGCCAUCAACAAACGCACUUUCCCAGAGUCUCUGCUGGAUAUGAUUGUUGAGAAAGAAACUGAGAAAAAGAGAGGCAUAAAAAUUCUUAUCCAAUCAUCUGUGCUUAGGAAGUAUUUCUUUACCGUAAUAUUUGCAUGGUUCUCAUUGAAUGUUGCCUACUAUUGCCUUCAAUUCAAUGUGGGAAAUUUUGGCCUGGACAUCUUCCUGACCCAGCUCAUGUUUGGUCUGACUGAACUGCCAGCUCAUAUAAUUUGCAUCUGGCUGUUAGAAGCACUGGGGAGAAAAAUUUCACUGAUGUCAACACUUCUGAUUGGAGGAUUCUUGUGCCUAUUGAUACUAGCUGUGCAAGGUAAUGCCAUUGCUGUGACUGCCUUAGUAACCACAGGACGUUUUUUCAUGAACUGGGCAGGAUCUGUAUGCACUGUGUACAUUCAGGAGCUGUUCCCAACAUCUUUUCGACAAACAGCCUCUGGUUUGGGCUCCAUUGUAAGUAGAGCUGGUGGCUUGCUCUCUCCGUUGGUCAACAUGUUGGCCAUGUACCACUGGUCCAUACCCACCAUAGUUCUCAGCACCCUUUCAAUGGUCAGUGGAGCUCUCUGCUUCCUGCUUCCUGAGACCAGGAGAAAGGAGCUUCCUGAUUCAACUGAUGAGGCUGAGGGCAACGGAAGAAAGACCACCCCGAGGAAGGAAAGUGAAGCAAACAACUGUUCACAAAUCAAAUCUACUAAACUAUAGCCUGAAUGCUGACACCCAGGAUGGUAAAGUUGAUUGGUCAGCUGUCUGUCCACAUUGGUCCAAGUAACUACAGGCCACAUUAACAUGAAAUUUGCUGUAGAUAAUUAUUCAUGCUCUCAUGGUGACAAAUUCUUAAAUUUAAUGACAGCAUGACUUAUCCUCUUGACAUUUUUUUUAUCCACAAACCAAAUACCAUUCACCUCUAUUGUCUGUGCACAAAUAACACUCAUUAACUAACAUAAAUAGGUAUAGGUAGGAGGUAUAGCAUAUUUUUUAAAGGCUCUUCUGUAUAUGAGUAAUGAGUACUUUACUAUGAUACUUUAUUGGUCCAUUGACAAGGACUUUGUGCCUGUAAAGUCAGUCUAGUCUAGUCCAUCCUUACAACAAUGAUACAUUAGACACUUGAUACAUGUGCCAAGUGAACAAGAAUGUGGCAAUACUAUGUAUGCUUGAUUAUACAGUGCUUUGCACAGUCAGUCAAGUAUUGUCUGAACUGUAUAACAUGGCCUCAAAUGAACUCACAUGAUCACUUACUGACUUUAUUUUACUGUGUAGAACCACACUAUAGUCUGUCGUAAAACCUUAGAGAGCUGCGAUGACACUCAGGGUUCAGUGUCAAGGAUCCAAUCUAUUCCAUUCAAAUGCCAUUAAUGUGAAUGUGCAUACUGCUACUACAGUAUGUUGUCUUCUAAAGCAUGUAAAACCUUGUAACUCAGACUACAGUGUCUUCAUAUUUUGCUUCAAUUUUUUUUCAGAUGCUUGGUUUUGUCAACUCUUUUUUUUUUAAUCUGUCACAUAGACAGAAAAAUGAACUGUUGUCAAGCUGAGGAUGACAAAAGAUUAAGGCUGUUUUAAGACUUUAACUUUAGAGACAGAGAGCAUAAACACUGUAUACACCACGAAUUAACAACACAAAAGAAAAUAAUCCAAUAUUUAAAUCCAUUUCAGAGGAAUUGUUUUCUUUUACUGUACCUGUUAGGUCAGUUAGGUCUCCAGACAGAGCUGUGGGGACGGUGGGAUCCAGGAUGAUGGAGAGUUUUUAUGUCCCAAAAGCAGUGAUCUGGUUGAUUAUUACUUUAUCUAAUUUAAUAUAUCCUUUCAAAAUAUUUUUAUAUAACAUAUUUAAAAUUCUAUUGAAUAUGUACACAUUAUGCACGACUGUAAAUCUGUUCUUAAUUUUGUUAA
This is a messenger RNA of Larimichthys crocea (large yellow croaker), 4679 nucleotides long. It is a transcript of the gene slc22a13a, whose product is annotated as solute carrier family 22 member 13a. Gene Ontology annotation, cellular component: membrane. The coding region runs from base 318 to 3494 and encodes 1058 amino acids. Gene Ontology annotation, molecular function: transmembrane transporter activity. The record is from RefSeq and is a predicted model, not a curated record. Gene Ontology annotation, biological process: transmembrane transport. NCBI's taxonomy places the organism in Eukaryota, Metazoa, Chordata, Actinopteri, Sciaenidae. The transcript has 19 exons.